This is a messenger RNA of Aspergillus tubingensis, 1689 nucleotides long. RefSeq names its product putative serine peptidase, family S28. Gene Ontology annotation, biological process: proteolysis. Gene Ontology annotation, molecular function: dipeptidyl-peptidase activity; serine-type exopeptidase activity. NCBI's taxonomy places the organism in Eukaryota, Fungi, Ascomycota, Eurotiomycetes, Eurotiales, Aspergillaceae. The coding region runs from base 1 to 1689 and encodes 562 amino acids. The record is from RefSeq and is a predicted model, not a curated record. The transcript is spliced from 2 exons.
AUGCCUUCAUACGCCACCACAAUAGCAGCCAUCGGGGCUUUCCUGCUCUCGCAGCCCGUUAUGGGCUCGGGGCAGAAAAAGACCCCCUUUGGAUGGGGUACUCAGUCGCUUGCUCACUUUGGUAUUGACCCAGACCUGGGGAGGCACAAUGAGCAGAACCUCAAUACUCUCGUUUCACAUUCUGCGAUGGCCAUUGCGUUGGAGACUGAAUAUGUCACCAUUCCUCUUGACCAUGACAAUGCAUCGGCUGGCACUUAUCAAAAUCGAUUCUGGGUUAGCGAUGAAUUCUAUGAGCCAGGCAGUCCGAUAUUUGUAUAUGAUACAGGGGAGGCGGAUGGCGCAUCGAUAGCCUCGGCCUACCUCACUUCCACACUUUCCUUCUUCAGAGAAUUUCUAAUCGAGUUCAACGCCAUGGGAAUCGCUUGGGAGCACAGAUACUAUGGAAACUCGACUCCGGCUCCCAUAUCCUAUGAGGCUCCACCAGAGACCUAUCAAUACCUCACCACCAAGCAGGCGCUCGCGGAUCUCCCGUACUUUGCUAGAAACUUCACCCGCGAGAAGUAUCCGGACGUGGACCUGACGCCGCAGGGCACACCGUGGAUCAUGGUGGGCGGCUCGUACGCUGGGGUCCGUGCUGCAUUAACUCGCAACGAGUACCCAGAGACCAUCUUCGCAGCCUAUUCCUCGUCGGCUCCGGUGGAAGCACGGGUCAAUAUGAGCGUGUAUUACGACCAGGUCUACCGCGGCAUGGUGGCCGAUGGAUGGACCAACUGCUCGGCAGAUAUUCACGCUGCUCUGGAAUAUAUCGACGAUCAACUAUCGGACGACGAUACAGCUACCUCAAUCAAACAACUCUUCUUCGGACCUGGCGCCGAAGCCAACUCCAACGGUGAUUUCACUGGAGCGCUAACCGCCAUCUACAGCUACUUCCAAAGCUAUGGUAUGGCAGGAGGGAUUGGAGGUCUAGGCGCAUUCUGCGAGUAUCUUGAAGUUGACCCCAAGACGAACGGGACUACCGGGCCGGAUGGUCUUGCCCCUACGUAUGGCGGCCAGUAUGUCGCUGAACGAUGGGCAGCAUGGCCCACCUUCCUCGAGCUGGUCAAUCUGAAUAUGGGGACCAACUGCGGACCUCAGAACGCUUCUCAGCCAAUUGACUGUGAUUUCUCCAAGCCAUACGGCGAUCCCGCGACCAUCACCUGGACUUGGCAAUACUGCAGCGAAUGGGGGUUCUUCCAAGCGAACAACGAAGGGCCACACUCGUUAGCCUCGCGAUAUCAGUCGGUGGAAUACCAGCAAGAAGUAUGUAACCGACAGUUCCCCGAUGCGGUGGAGAAAGGACUGUUGCCUCCAUCGCCGCGGGCGGAUGAGGUCAACCAAGAGUUCGGAGGAUGGACGAUCCGCCCGUCCAAUGUUUACUUCAGCGGAGGAGAAUUCGAUCCGUGGCGGUCACUGUCUAUUCUGUCUACGGACGAUAUCGCACCGCAGGGGGUGGAGUUUACGAGCGCGAUCCCAGCAUGCGGGGUGCAGACAGACGAAGACACGGUGUUUGGAUACGUCAUGAAGGACUCGGAACAUUGCUUUGACUUUCAGGCCACGCCGACCGUGGGUAAAUUGUCACGCGGCAUCUUCACGUCCGCCUUGUUGCAAUGGCUCGAUUGUUUUGGACAGAAUUCCAGUCAAACCAGGUGA